AUGAAAGAACCUGAAAACAAUGAUAUUAUAAAAAAAUACUUAGCAAUGCCUUUUAAAGUGCAAGGAUAUUUUUGGUCCACUGCUUCAUCUCAACAAAAGCUCCCAAAAAUUUCUAAAAUAAAUUUAUUUCAGAAUACACCUUUACAGAUCUUACAAACAUUUGAUAUAAAAGAAAUUCAAACAUUAGAAGAAGAACAAGUGGUAAUUCAAUAUGAUUCAUCUGGCAAACCGUCAAUAUUGCUUCAGAAUUCAGAGUUACUCGAUAAUAUUCAUAAUUCAGUAGAGUAUGGAUUUGCUAAUACACGUGGGUAUAAAGAAGCCAUUAAA
Molecule: messenger RNA, 327 nt
Organism: Dentiscutata erythropus
Lineage: Eukaryota; Fungi; Glomeromycota; Glomeromycetes; Diversisporales; Gigasporaceae
Source: the annotation of a GenBank genome assembly